GCUGGUUCCGAGUCCAGCUUCCAAUUGACCAUGCUGGGCCUGGUAGAGUCGGCUGCUUUUAAACGUGCCCUGUUCUUCCAUGUGUGUAAAUACAGCAGCGAAUCCCGGCUGAGGCCUCUUACCUGGUUCAUUUGGGCUGCUCUUUGUGAGUGUCAGGUUGGCAGGCUACCAGGCUCACUGUUCCCCACUUGUUUCUGCAGUCAGCACGGCGCGCAGGGUGACCCGCUCCGCAGUACUGCUUGGGCACGAUGGCCACGCCUUUCGUUCCAGUUCCGGUCCCCGUGGAGCGAGUCCAGCGAGGCAGGAGCCCCUCGCGAGUCUGGAGGACAUCCUCAUCUGGAAGUACAUCCACCAGCUCCAAUUCGCCAUCCAGAGCACAGGGGAAUGAGGCAGGACCCUCUGCACAGGCUCAGCCGAACGGGAUAGGCUCAUCCAUACAGGGUUCUGCGCCUCUCCGGGUGGAAGAGGGCUCUCAGGGGCCUAACUGGGAGGAGCGGCCCCUGACCCCAACCCUGCUAGGCUACGAGGUCAUGGAGGAGCGUGCAAAAUUCACGGUCUACAAGAUCCUAGUACGGAAGACUCUGGAAGAGAGCUGGGUGGUCUUCCGGAGGUACACUGACUUUGCGAGGCUUAACGGGAAGCUGAAGGAGAUGUUCCCCGGAUUUCGCCUGGCCCUGCCGCCCAAGCGCUGGUUUAAGGAUAACUACAACACGAGCUUCCUGGAGGACCGGCAGCUGGGGCUGCAGGCAUUUCUGCAGAACCUGGUGGCUCACAAAGACAUCGCCAACAGCGUGGCUGUGCGGGAGUUCCUGUGCCUGGAUGACCCACCAGGUCCCUUUGACAGCUUAGAAGAGAGUCGGGCAUUCUGUGAAACCUUGGAGGAGACCAACUAUCGCCUGCAGAAGGAGCUGAUGGAGAAACAGAAGGAGAUUGAGGCCCUCAAGAAGGUCCUGCUUGAAAAGCAGGUACACGUAGAUGCUUUGGAGAAGCGGAUGAGCACCGCUUCCCUGAGCCCCGGCAGCCUGGACAGCCCCUGCCGACUCUCAGGCGUGGGCAGCGAGAGCAGUGCUGAGGUGGAUGUGGAGUGUUCAGCAGUCGAAGCCGACCAGGACUUGGAGGAGCAGGAGAACAGCUGUGAGGUCCAGUUUCCUGGGAAGGAGCAUUCGGCCUGCUGGUGCGGACCCCCCCCGGGAAGUUCCCCCCCAGUUCUGCAGGUGGAGUCGAUGCUGGAGGUGCGGCUGGAACACUGACGAUCCCGCCAGCCUGUGGCCUGCCCUCCUCCCCCACCCUUGCGCCAUGGUCUCUCCUGCUAUCUCUCCCAUUCUGUGGAAACGAUCCUCUGAUUUCCUUCGAAGUUCUAGUUCCGGUGGAACCUCCCGUUUGCAUGGAUGAAGAGGUCGACUGCUCGGCCCUGGCAUGGCGUCCCCCACACCCGCUGUUCUCCUCAGCAAGCUGCUCUCUCUGCUCGACAGUCCCAGGGAACGGUUCCCCCGUCUGUUCGGAUUUCAUCACUCGCACUCCUGGAAGAAGCCGGAUGUUCCCUCAUGGUUGUGUUCUCCAGCGGAGAUGUUUAAAGAUUCAGACCUUCUCUGUGACCCGAACUGGAAGGCAGAAGAAACCGCUCUGCUUGUUUGAAAAUGCACAGUGGGAGAGACUUUAUCUCCAUUAAACUGGGCCGUUCCCCCCGUGCAGGGCAGCAGGAUCUGGGCCUGGUGUUUUUGCUGUGUCACUUUUCGGACUGGCUUCCUUGGAGCUGCUCUCAUGCUGCUGUUACAGGGACACAGGGCUCCAUUUUCUCGCCGGCACUGCACAGAACCUCGGUGCGCGUUACUCUCCGUGGACGUUUUACGUUUAUUAUGGCUGCUCCCACUUUAUAAACAGCGCGCUAAAAAAGGCUGAUGGGAGGCCUCGUGCAAUGCGCCCGGUGCAUGCAUUUCCCGGUGGUUCCACAAGGUGGUGUCUUGGCACAGUGGCACACUGCCUCUGACCAACUUGGAGAGAACUGCUACCAAUCAUCUUUCCGUCUUGAGUUUAAAUCACGGCCAAGCCAGUGCGCAACACUUUGUCAUCAGCUGAAUAGCAGGUUUACCCUGGAAUAUCUCAAUCAUAUUUUAUGGAUUUAUUUUGGGGGAUGUUUACUUUUUUGGGACAUUGAAUGUGUCACCCCGAUAAGUAGGAAAACAUCAGUGAAGGUGACCCUUUAAACGCACUACGGGCCUCUCUGACUCCCCUUCUUAGCGUACGACCUCCAGUGACCCUCCUUUGCAUCAUGUGACUUUGCUUAUAGUGCUCUUGAGUUCCAUAUUCUGGAGGUUUUAUAAUCUGCUUUGGGUUUUACAAUCUACAAUCAUUACUUACAACUGAAAGUCCCCCCCCCCCCCUCCCAUUUUAAAACACUCCGAGCUGUGGGCUCAUUCUUGGGUGGAAUGCCUUCUUGGAUGUAAGACUUCCCCCACGGCGCAUGCCCAUCAGCUGCUGCCUGUGAGCUCGCUGCUGUCUACUGCUACUUCCGCUCAGGUCAUACGGCUGGAUGCAGGCGCUCCGGUAGCCUUCGUGACAUGCGUUCGGUCUGUGUCCCACUUCUGAAAAUCUCGCCCUGCAAAAUGAGGUGGCUCUUUAACAAAGUGCCUUAACUGUCUCGUCUGUUUGUAAAUCGCCGCCUCAUAGCCUGUUUGGCGAAUCUGCCACCACUUUGACUGGUUUGGCCAUAACCUUUUCCCAGUGACCCUUUGUCCCCCUCCCUCCUUCUUGCCCUGCUUCAUUUCCUUGAGGCUUUCUGAUAGUAACUAAGCCGCAGUUUGUCCUCCAGAUAUGAAGGGUGGGGGGGGGGUGCUUAAAAUCUGACUGUAUGAGUGACUGUAUGAGCCAAACCUGGAGACAUUUCCAUGCCACAAAAUGCAUCGCUGAGGUCUGUUGUGUCGAAUUCAUUGGAAGGAGGAAAAUAUGUGAGAUGUGUGUUUUAAUACCGCGACUCCGAUGUGGAGCUGCUGAUUUAUUUUUAAACAACUCGUUAUGCAUCAUAGUGCCUUCGAACCCGUUUUCCCCAAACGCCCCCUUCUGGUUGAACUUCGUCAUCCUUAUGUUUUCCGCCAUGCAUGAAAAGGGGCUCCCAGUAGUCAGUGUGCCUUGUCUGACAGUUGGGGGUGCUGCGACAGCCUGACGGACCCCGUGCGUUAUGCUGGCUCUUGGACACGCCUGAAGGUUAGCUGAGGAAUGAUACGGUGAGGCUGUGUGUGGGUGUAAUGUUGUUUGGGGAACACGGUGUACUGUAGUGCUGUUUUUAUUUUAACUUCCUCAGGAUAAACGAUCAAUGGGCAUGUCUCUCGGUGUAAUAAAUUAAAUAAACGCAGAAGGAAAGUG
Brienomyrus brachyistius is the source of this 3360-nucleotide messenger RNA. Its product is annotated as sorting nexin-16-like. Gene Ontology annotation, biological process: endosome to lysosome transport; early endosome to late endosome transport; protein targeting to lysosome. The transcript has 7 exons. Gene Ontology annotation, molecular function: phosphatidylinositol binding. Gene Ontology annotation, cellular component: extrinsic component of endosome membrane; early endosome; late endosome. Lineage: Eukaryota; Metazoa; Chordata; Actinopteri; Osteoglossiformes; Mormyridae. Bases 249 to 1250 code for a protein of 333 amino acids. The record is from RefSeq and is a predicted model, not a curated record.